Molecule: messenger RNA, 465 nt
Organism: Elephantulus edwardii (Cape elephant shrew)
Lineage: Eukaryota; Metazoa; Chordata; Mammalia; Macroscelidea; Macroscelididae
Product: Krueppel-like factor 2-like
Exons: 4
Coding region: 1-465 (154 amino acids)
Source: RefSeq, a predicted model, not a curated record
AUGCGCUCACGGAACAUUGGGGGAGAUAAGGCGGGGCCUCGAAGGCCCACUCCACCCCCGCCCCCCACUCUAGAGGAGGACCCAGGAGGGGCUCCACCCUCUGUCAGCCUCUCUGGGGGCCAGGAGGGCUGUCCCCUAGCAGGCCUCGGAGUGGUCCUGCAAAGGGUGGUCAAGGGGCUGCUGGCCCAGCUUCUUUCUGGGGGUACCUGGGUUGGGAAGGCCAGCGCUGUCCGUGUUUCCUGCGCCCCGGGUAAGGAGGGUCCGCAGCCUCCACCGGGGUCAGAGGGGUCAGAGGGCUGCACAUCAUGCUCCCCCGGGAUGCGGCCCAAAGGCUCAGGGGCUCCUGGUGACACAGUGACCGGGCCCGGACCAGCCGUGAGGCGCACCACGGCCAAGCAGUCGUGGGAGGAUGAUGACUACGGCGAGGACCCCAUCAUCCACAGCCAGCCCCGGUGUGGAGGCUGA